AUGCCGCCAUCCAAGAUCAAGAUUGCCCUGAUUCAGCUGUACCCCAAGCCGCUCUCGCCAACCCACAACCUCUCCAAAGCCGAAUCCCAGAUCCGCCUCGCCGCCUCCUCAGGCGCCCACCUCGCCGUCCUCCCAGAAUACGCCUUCACGUCCUGGUACCCGUCUUCCCCUUCCUUUUCUGCCACCUGCGCCGAAUCCUCCCGGCACCUCCUCCCCUCCUUGCAACGUCUAGCCGCCUCCCUCUCCAUCGCCAUCGUACCCGGCACGCUCGUCGAGAAGCGCCCCGACGGCGCCCUCGUUAAUGUGUGUUAUUUUAUUUCGUCGACCGGCGAUGUCGUCGGGAGGUAUGUGAAGCGGAACCUCUGGCAUCCUGAGCGCGGUGUCGUGGAACCCGGACGUGAACCCCAUGAUGUGUUCGAGACCGAGUUCGGUCCUGUGGGAUUGCUCGUUUGUUGGGAUCUUGCUUUUCCUGAGGCCAUGAGGGAGUUAGUCGCCAAGGGGGCCAAGUUGGUCAUCGUGCCUGCUUGGUGGCUCUUGAGUGACGCCGGCGAAGAAGGAGCUGAGCUUAAUCCCGAUUGUGAAAGGGUAUUUUUGGAGAGCAUGGUUGUUUGUCGUGCGUUUGAAAAUACCUGCGCUGUGGCCUUUGUGAAUGCCGGCGGGCCUUCGACCCCUAAGGACGAGGAGGAGGAUAUCAAAGCUAAUGGGGGUAGGAAGAGGGAGUAUGCUGGCUUGAGUCAGCUGGGCAUGCCGAUUCUGGGUGCUCUGGGGAAGCUUGGGCAAGUGGAGGGCAUGUCGAUUCAAGAAGUUGACAUGGGCGUGUUGGAUGUCGCGGAGAGGACGUAUAAGGUGCGGGAGGAUUUGAGUAAGGAAGACUGGCAUUAUCGUUCUUGCGUCUAG
Molecule: messenger RNA, 897 nt
Organism: Scedosporium apiospermum
Lineage: Eukaryota; Fungi; Ascomycota; Sordariomycetes; Microascales; Microascaceae
Exons: 2
Coding region: 1-897 (298 amino acids)
Molecular function (GO): hydrolase activity, acting on carbon-nitrogen (but not peptide) bonds, in linear amides
Source: RefSeq, a predicted model, not a curated record